UAUGAAAGUUGAAUGUUUAGAAGAAAAUGCAGUAGUCAUUUCUGGAGUAUCAGGAAAAUUUCCAAAAAGUGAGAAUAUCAAUGAUUUAAGGACGAAUCUAAUAAAUGGAGAAGAUUGCGUUUCCUCAGAUCAUACAAGAUGGAAAUUAGAUGAUUCGCCUAAAAUACCAUUGCGUUUAGGAACAAUUUCUAAUUUAACGAAAUUCGAUAACUAUUUUUUUGGAAUUAAUUCAAUUCAGGCAGAAAAUCUAUCGCCAGAGUUAAGAAUGGCAUUGGAAGUGACGUUAGAAGCGAUCAUUGAUGCCGGAAUAAAUCCUGUAGAGUUACGGAACAAGAGAACCAAUGUUUACGGGGUAUUGAGUUUAUAUGAGUCAGAUUGUUAUUUACUGAAUGGUGAAACUCAUCUGGAUGGAUAUAGUCUAUUAGGAAAUUGCCGUGGUUUGCUAUCAAACCGGAUCUCGUUUUGUAUGGGUUUAAUUGGCUCAAGCUGCACUAUCGACUCAUUCAGCACAUCAAGUUCAUUAGCAGUUCAAAAAGUGUACGAAGCUAUAAAAGCUGGAGAUUGCGACUACGCGAUUUUAGAUUCGAGCAGAGGAGAUGAUGAACUAGCUCAAUUAAUCAAUGAUAUUACUGAGAAACCUCUACCUCAUUCUUUGUAUUCUGGGUAUGCAGUCAUUCCAGAGUUUGARGCAGCUGAAUCAGAACAAUCGAUAGAGUUCAUUCAAGAUAAUUUGUCAGCUAAAUCUCGACAGAUCUGGUUCGUUUUUUCGGGGAUGGGAUCACAAUGGACUGGAAUGGGUGAAUCACUGAUGAAGAUACCAAURUUUGCAGAAUCAAUAAAAAAAUGUGAUGUAGUUUUAAGACCUCGUGGUUACGAUAUUGUKCAUAUUAUAUGCGAUAAAGAUUCAACUAUAUACGAUAAUAUCAUAAAUUGAUUUUUAGGAAUAGCGGCAAUACAAAUCGGUCUGGUAGAUAUCCUAUAUGCAGUUGGCAUUAAACCGAAUUACAUGAUCGGGCAUUCAGUGGGUGAGCUGGGUUGUUCUUAUGCAGACGGUUGCUUUACUGCUGAGGAAAUAAUUUUAAGUGCUCUCUCACGAGGUUUAGUUUCGGUAAAAAGUGACUUGAUACACGGAACGAUGGCUGCAGUUGGUCUUGGCUACAAACAGAUUAAAGAUCUUAUACCCGAAGACAUUGACRUUGCAUGUCAYAAYGGAYCAGAAAGCUCUACGAUAAGUGGACCUACCGAAUCUAUAAAUUCUUUUGUGAAAGAAUUACAAAAAAAAGGAAUAUUUGCUAAAGUCGUUCCAACUAGUAAUAUUGCUUUUCAUAGUCGUUACAUUGCCCCAGCUGGUCCAAAGUUGUUGGAAUACUUAGAAAAAGUCAUCUCUCAACCAAAAAAUCGCAGUAAACGUUGGAUUUGCACGUCUAUUCYGAAAAACAAGUGGCAUUCAAUAAAAGCUAGCUUCUCUUCACCGGAAUAUCAUACACCAGGGACGCUCUAUCCGAGAAUUCCUUAUCCUGUUUCUAGAGAAACCCCAUCUAUUUCUUCUCUUGUCCGAUGGGAACACAGUUCUGAUUGGUGUUCAGGCAAAUUUGAAGUAAAAACAAGAGAUGAAGUCAUGAUAGCUUCUGGAAUUAUUCGAUUAAAAGAAAAAAAYGUAGGAAAAACUGUUGUCGUUUAUAAACAAGAAAACUGUUURRAUCGGUUAAGAAUCUGUUUACGAGACUUAAAAUAUGACAAUGUUAUAUUUGUGGUUAAUACUAUUAUCGAUAAUGAUAUAUUUAAGAUACUUCAAAAUAUAAAACAAGAACCGGGGUAUAAAAAACUCCAAAUAUUUGAUCUACAAGAUGAAGAGGCUCCGAAAUUUUCUCUUCAAAAUGAAUUCUACAAACCACAGAUAAAACUUAAUCUUCGUGAAAAUGUGUUAUCGCCAAAUGGGGUAUGGGGUACAUACAGAUGGAUGCCAUUGCAAGCAAAGUCUACUUCUCCUUCGCGUUAUAAAGCAAAAAUUAAUAAAUCAGGCUCAUUA
Messenger RNA from Polistes canadensis, 2029 nucleotides. RefSeq names its product fatty acid synthase-like. Gene Ontology annotation, biological process: fatty acid biosynthetic process. The transcript is spliced from 10 exons. Gene Ontology annotation, molecular function: fatty acid synthase activity. The record is from RefSeq and is a predicted model, not a curated record. Lineage: Eukaryota; Metazoa; Arthropoda; Insecta; Hymenoptera; Vespidae. The annotation marks the transcript as partial.